This is a messenger RNA of Vidua macroura (Pin-tailed whydah), 2217 nucleotides long. RefSeq names its product interferon-like. Gene Ontology annotation, molecular function: type I interferon receptor binding; cytokine activity. The record is from RefSeq and is a predicted model, not a curated record. Gene Ontology annotation, cellular component: extracellular region. Gene Ontology annotation, biological process: adaptive immune response; response to exogenous dsRNA; T cell activation involved in immune response. NCBI's taxonomy places the organism in Eukaryota, Metazoa, Chordata, Aves, Passeriformes, Viduidae. The coding region runs from base 554 to 1126 and encodes 190 amino acids. The transcript has a single exon.
CCUCGCCCGCUGACAUCACCGCACAUCCCUUGCAACCACAAAAGGAAAACAGUGGCCAAGAUGAAAAUAAAGGCAAGCCUCAAAGUGAAAGGAAAAGUGACCACAGCCACCACCAGGGCUUUGCAGGUGGAAACGAUGCUCGGGCGCAAACAGAGACUCAGUUGCACAGCACAGACCUUGCAGCUGGCUCGGCAAGCAAAAGGGAACACCCAAGAGCCCUCUCCAACGCACCUGAGCCCGACGCCUCUGGCCCAGAGCUUUCACAGCCCCUUUCACCCACCACUGCCACUCUCCGCCGGCGCACCGCUGCCACCACAAUCCCCAACCACGGCCACCCCAACAAAACACUGCCCCGAGACCACCAGCACAGCCACCAGCACAGACUGGAAAGCACGGCAGGAAACUCCCAGCAAGCAGAAAGCGAUGAAGGGAAAGCUGCUGCCAUACAAAGCCGUGCACCCGCCAGCGCCCCAAGCACAGCCACCAGCAGCACCGGCAAGCCUCACCAGGCUCCUCCUGCCCAGCACCACCCGACAGCACCCACAGAACCAGCAUGGCUGCGCCCACCGCCACACAGCCGCGGCUGCCGCACGCCGCCCCGCCGCUCCUGCUCCUGCUCACCGCUCUGGCCACCAGCCUCGCCUGCCAACACCUCUGGACGCACGACGACACCUUCCCCGGCGACGCGCUCCGCCUCCUCCAGGACACGGCUCCCAGCCACACACAGCCCUGCCACCUCCAAGAGCCGCCCUUCUUCCCCGACACCCUCCUCCACGACAACCUCCACCCGCACCAAGCCGCCGCCACCGCCCUACGCAUCCUCCAGCACCUCUUCCACACCCUCAGCUCCAACAGCACCCGCCAGCACUGGCCCAGCCACGCUCGCAACCAACUCCUCAACAAACUGCAGCACCACAUCCACCACCUCGAGCAAUGCCUCCCCGACAACGCCCCGCUCUUCAAAGGACCGCGCAACCCGCUGCUCGCCAUCAACAAGUACUUCAGGGACAUCCACCUCUUCCUCCUCGCCCACAACCACAGCGCCUGCGCCUGGGACCACGUCCGCCUCGAAGCUCGUGCCUCUUUACGGCACCUCCACAACCUCACACGCACCAUGCGCCGCUAGCGCAAACACCCACGCUCCAACCCACGCCUACCGCCCAAACCCACCUCCAACCCCACGCCUCCUCUCACCUGGCACCGGAGACAGGGCUGCAACAACCGCUCCGCACCCGCGGCCUUCAACCGCCGCGUCUCCAUUUGGAUUCAGCCUCUCCCAUUGAUGUGGACAAAGGACCUUCCCCACUUCUGUGCAGACUUAUUUAUUUAUUUAUUUGUUUGCUUCUUCAUCUAUCUAUUUAUUGGCGUAUUUAUUUUUCUACUUAUUCACUUAUUUAUGACACUGAAAAUAAAGACCUAUGACAAAACACUUGCCACUGCCUCUCCUCUCUCUAGCACUGCAACCAGCCUUUGGGCCAGGCAAAAGCCAGCCUCACCCAACACCUACUCCAAGAGUCCCUCCAAACAGCCCCUGCCCACUCUUCUCAAUGGCGCCUGACCAAGCAAGAUCCUGCAGCAUAGCCUUUGCAAAAACACUGCCAGCCUUUGGCCACCACCACAGAAUCCCAAAAAGAAAAACACGCUAAGGCUGGAGAGCACCGCUGCACCUCAUCUGCUUUAUCCACAUCCUGCUCCAGCCAUCCAAUCCAGGCCUCUCUCACUCACAGACAAGGAUCUCCUGCGGGACACGGCCAAGCACUUUGCACGAGUCCCGGCACACAAGCUCGCUCACUCUGCCCCUAUCCACCACCGCUCUGUAGCCCUAACCAUAGAAAAGCACCACAACUGCCAGGAAUGGCCAUCUUCCUCUUUGCAAUGCCAUGCUCCCUGUUACCAAUCGCCUCUUUGUUUCCCAGAGGCCUUCUUAAGAGUUUUUCUGUCCCGGAGAAGCAGCCUCAUCGUCUUGCCUGGAACGAAGCUCAGAUUGACUGCCCUGUGGUUCCCACGCUCUUCUGCUUUUCCCGUUGUAAAAACAGCCCUUCCCUUUCCCUUCUUCCACUUAGCUGGGGGGGAUUUCAACUGGCAGACACCAAUGCUCUAAAAUGAUCCAUCCUGGCCUAGCAACUCCAUCUGGCCCUACUCUCAGGACUCACGGAUCAAUCUCAUCGGGUCCCACGCAAUUCCACAUAAUCACGUUCCCUAGACCUCAAAUCUCAA